Pteronotus mesoamericanus is the source of this 3612-nucleotide messenger RNA. RefSeq names its product semaphorin 4B (gene SEMA4B). NCBI's taxonomy places the organism in Eukaryota, Metazoa, Chordata, Mammalia, Chiroptera, Mormoopidae. The transcript is spliced from 16 exons. Gene Ontology annotation, biological process: positive regulation of cell migration; negative regulation of axon extension involved in axon guidance; negative chemotaxis. The record is from RefSeq and is a predicted model, not a curated record. Gene Ontology annotation, molecular function: semaphorin receptor binding; chemorepellent activity. Gene Ontology annotation, cellular component: plasma membrane. Bases 214 to 2658 code for a protein of 814 amino acids.
CUGCAGAGGUGACCCCGCCGGGGACGGUGGUCGCGCGCGCCAGCGCAGCCAUCCUCCUGUUUCGUCCAGCCCGGCGAGAACAAAUUGGCACAGAAAUGGACGACAGCGGAGCCCACGAGGGCUGAGGCUGCCAUGCAGGGUCUGUGAGUGCAAGGGAGCCACCUGAGCCGGAGCCCGCAGGACGCCGUCGCUGUCCGAGCCCCGCGCUCCGCGAUGGCCCCGGGGACCCAGUCGCUGCUGCUGUCGCUGCUGCUGCUGCUGCUGCUGCCGCCGCCGCCGGGCACUCGGGCGCUCGUCCCCCGGAUCAGCCUGCCGCUGGACUCUGAAGAGCGGCCGUUCCUCAGGUUCCAAGCUGAAAACAUCUCCAACUACACGGCCCUUCUGCUGAGCAGUGACGGGAAGACCCUUUAUGUUGGUGCCCGAGAGGCCCUCUUCGCGCUCAACAGCAGCGCCAGCUUCCUGCCAGGCGGGGGGUACCAGGAGCUGCUGUGGGGCGCAGAUGCCCAGAGGAAACACCAGUGCAGCUUCAAAGGCAAGGACCCCCAGCGUGACUGUCAAAACUACAUCAAGAUCCUCCUGCCACUCAACAGCAGCCACUUGUUCACCUGCGGCACCGGGGCCUUUAGCCCCCUGUGCACCUACAUCAAUGUGGAGAACUUCACGCUGGCACGGGACCAGGCGGGGAACGUCAUUCUGGAAGAUGGCAAAGGCCGUUGUCCCUUUGACCCCAAUUUCAAGUCCACGGCCCUAAUGGUUGACGGCGAGCUCUACACCGGAACGGUCAGCAGCUUCCAGGGGAAUGACCCAGCCAUCUCCCGGAGCCAAAGCCGCCGCCCCACCAAGACCGAGAGCUCCCUCAACUGGCUACAAGACCCGGCCUUCGUGGCCUCGGCCUACAUUCCCGAGAGCCUGGGCAGUUUACAAGGGGACGACGACAAGAUCUACUUCUUCUUCAGCGAGACCGGCAAGGAGUUUGAAUUCUUUGAAAACACUAUCGUGUCCCGAGUCGCCCGCAUCUGCAAGGGUGACGAGGGCGGUGGGCGGAUCCUGCAGCAGCGCUGGACAUCCUUCCUGAAGGCCCAGCUGCUGUGCUCGCGGCCUGAAGACGGCUUCCCCUUCAACGUGCUGCAGGACGUCUUCACGCUGAGCUCCAGCUCCCAGGCCUGGCAGGACACCCUGUUCUACGGGGUCUUCACAUCCCAGUGGCACAGAGGGACCACGGAGGGCUCUGCCGUCUGCGUCUUCUCCAUGAAGGACGUGCAGAGGGUCUUUAAUGGCCUCUACAAGGAGGUGAACCGGGAGACGCAGCAGUGGUACACCGUGACCUACGCGGUGCCCACGCCCCGGCCUGGCGCGUGCAUCACCAACAGUACCCGGGAGAGAAAGAUCAACUCAUCCCUGCAGCUCCCCGACCGCGUGCUGAACUUCCUCAAGGACCACUUCCUGAUGGACGGGCAGGUCCGCAGCCGCCUGCUGCUGCUGCAGCCGCAGGCCCGCUACCAGCGCGUGGCUGUCCACCGUGUCCCUGGCCUCCAUGGCACCUAUGACGUUCUCUUCCUGGGCACCGGGGACGGCCGGCUGCACAAGGCGGUGGGCGUGGGCCCCAGGAUGCACAUCAUUGAGGAGCUGCAGAUCUUCUCACCCGGACAGCCCGUGCAGAACCUGCUCCUGGAUCCCGGCAGGGGACUCCUGUACGCUGCCUCUCACCUGGGCGUGGUCCAGGUGCCCGUGGCCAACUGCAGCCUGUACCAGAGCUGUGGGGACUGCCUCCUGGCCCGGGACCCCUACUGUGCCUGGAGCGGCUCCAGCUGCCAGCACGUCAGCCUCUACCACGCUAAGACGGCCUCCAGGCCAUGGAUCCAGGACAUUGAGGGGGCUAAUGCCAGGUACCUCUGCAACGCUUCCUUGGUCAAGCCCCGGUUUGCUGGACCAUCGGGCAAGAAGCCAUGUGAGCAAGUCUGGUUCCAGCCCAAUACGGUGAACACCUUGGCCUGCCCGCUGCUCUCCAACCUGGCGACCCGGCUCUGGCUGCACAACGGGAUCCCUGUCAAUGGCUCUGCCUCCUGCCGGGUGCUGCCCACCGGGGACCUGCUACUUGUGGGCAGCCAGCAGGAGCCAGGGAUGUUCCAGUGCUGGUCUCUGGAGGGAGACUUCCGGCAGCUGGUGGCCAGCUAUUGCCCAAAGGUGGAGGACACAGUGCCGGUCCGGAGUGGGAAAGUGGCUCUCACGUCGCGGGUGAGUGCGCCAGCCCACGGCACGGCCAGCUGGGGUGCGGCCAAGUCCUACUGGACUGAGUUCCUGGUGAUGAGCACACUGUUCGUGUUCACCAUAGUGCUCCUGAUUUUAUUCUUCCUCUACCGGCACCGGGACGGCAUGAAACUCUUCCUGAAGCAGGGGGAGUGUGCCAGCGUGCACCCCAAGACCCGCCCUGUGGUGCUGCCCCCCGAGACCCGGCCGAUCAAUGGCUUAGGGCCCCCGAGCACCCCGCUUGACCACCGAGGCUACCAGGCCCUGUCGGAUAACUCCCCGGGGCCCCGGGUCUUCACUGAGUCAGAGAAGAGGCCGCUCAGCGUCCAAGACAGCUUCGUAGAGGUGUCCCCGGUGUGCCCCCGGCCCCGGGUCCGCCUGGGCUCUGAUAUCCGGGACUCGGUGGUGUGACAGCUGACCUGGAGAGGAGCUCACCCUGGCUUCAGGGGCCGUGAAUGCUCAGAGGGCGUUGGCUGGACUCCGCUCCUCAUGGCGCACAGCCCUGGGCCCCAGCCCUUGGGGACAGUGGGGCCCGCUGGCCUGCUGUUCGAGCACCGAGGCCCCUCCGACCUGGACAGCCGUGGGCCCGAAGGUCCUGGCUGAAGAUGGAUACCUGCCUGGCUGGGAAGAACAGUGCUCCUGGUGUUAACUGAGCCUUUUGUUUAAAAAACCAUUGAAAAUGUGAAACGAGGAUGAGACCACACAGAAUGCCGCGCGCACAGCCGCUCCAGCUCUGCCCCAGCCUCGCGGCCUCGCGGGGUCCGGGGGGGCUCACCCGGCGUGCUGGUUUGAGACAAGAGUUGGGAAUCCCUCACCAGCUGGCCUCUUCCAACCUCUGCCUUACUCUGCUGCCACAGGUGGCCCGUCCCACAGAGCCAGGGGCCCCCUCAGGCUCUGUGGUCCUGCCUGGCCAGCUGGCCAAGUUGUUACAGCCAUCAUCCUGCCGCCUCAGGGACAGAGGGCUAGUCUGGCCCUGCAGCCCUGGUGGGGCCCUGGGCUCGAGCCAGCUCCGGACCUGUCCGGCCUGUAUCAGGCUGCGGCCACACAGCAGCAGGUAGCAUGAGCUCAGGAGUUUGUGACGAUGUUCACCUUGCCCUUGGAAUUCUAGGAAGGGACUUGCCUCCCUGCCUCCAUCCACCCUGAAAACCUGUGUGUCCCCUGUCCCGCCGCCCACAGCAGGCUCGUCUCGCGGCCCAGUCCCCUGCACCCUCGUACGUCACCUGCCUCCACUUUAAGGGAUAUUGACACUGCCCGGCACAAGGGCUCCAGUUUUGUGGCUUUUAUAUAUUUUUAUAAGAUGCACUUUACGCCUGUUUUUAAAUAAAAUCUAAAGAACUGAAAUUGAAUCACGGUCCUUCCUCUGAA